Rubroshorea leprosula is the source of this 715-nucleotide messenger RNA. The record is from the annotation of a GenBank genome assembly. Lineage: Eukaryota; Viridiplantae; Streptophyta; Magnoliopsida; Malvales; Dipterocarpaceae.
UGAAUCUAACAGGAAUGGGCACCCCAUUUGAGCCACCAACAAGGGAGUUAAAGAGGACGAGAGAGGAAGAACUGGCCGAAGCCCGAAGGGGCAAAAUGCUUGCAACUGCUGACAAUUAUACUCUACAUCAUAUCUCAAUUGGUGGUUCUCGACCUAGUGGGCUUAUGGCUAAUGCUCCCCAGAUUGCGCGUCAAUCUGUCCUCCCAGGCCACGGCAGUAGGAAAGUGGCACAACAGAAUGAGGAGCCCAAAUCGAUUAACCCCCCUGCACAAAAGCAACACGAUACUUAUUAUGUUCCUGAGUGCUACACCGAGGUAGUUAUUUCUAAGAAGCUGGACCAAUUUAGGUCAGAGAUGCAAGAGCGGCUGCAGCAGAUGGAGGAUAAUAUUAAAGCGAUUCAGAGGUUUUUUGUAGCAGCUCCUACACAGUUUAGAUCCUGCCUGCAGGCAAAUGCCCCUAUUGUCUCUCCUACAGAGCCUCAUCAUGACCCUCAUGGUAUGCAAGGAGGAACUAAUGCUGCUGCUGUAUACUCUGGAGGUCCCACCACUCUGUCCUUCCCACACAAUGAAGAGGUAAAGUUAAACCUCUUCAAUAGAAACACUCAUGACAAAUUUCAUUUAUGCAUAAUUUAGAUAAUUAGCAAUGUACAAACCAAGUGAUGACAGUUGGCGUAAGCAUUUCAUAAAAAAAUUAAGCAUAAACUGAAGUUAAACAU